AUGGAUCUUUAUGCAGAAUUAAAAGAAUGCAAACGUCAAAAGGAUGAUGGUGAAAUCGAUGAAAAAGAAUUUAACAAGCGAAGAAAAUUGAUAAUGAGCGAAUGGAAUAAACCAAAAGAAACCAAAAAAACUGAAGAUUCGCAUGUUGUUAACGAACCAAAGGCAACAGACUUGUAUGCUUUCCUUCAGCUAAAACCUGAUGCAACUGAGGCCGAAAUUAAAUCAAGCUACAAGAAACUUGCUCUGAAGUACCACCCUGACAAGAAUGGCGGUACUAGGACUGAAGAGUGGGAUACGUUUUCAAAGGCAUAUGAAAUCCUCUCGGAUGGUGAUAAACGCUUUCUUUAUGAUAACUACGGAACGACAAAUAAUUCCUUAGGUGGUAAGGCGUCAUUAAAUCACUGUUUAGGAGGAGAAUCUUGGCAACCCUAUAUCGGUGAAGUGGAACUUGGCCUCUGGCUGUACUCAUUUAUGGAUAAUAAGAACUCGCCUGAACUAGAAAACCUAAAUUCAGCUGAGCAAAAAGCUCGUCGUCACAAUAUUCGUCUAUCUAGCAUUACUAAUUAUCUACAAAACAAACUUUCUCAAUUUCCAAAAAAAGAUUCAGAGCAGUUCAAUUUAUUUGAAAAAACUCUGCAACAAGAAUCCCAAAUACUUAUCGCAGAACCUAAUGGCAAAGAGCUAUUAUCUUGUUUAGGCAAUAUCUACACGAUUAAGGCCAAUGCCUAUCUAUACGUGACCAAGUUGCGUGGUUAUUUAAAUACGGAUUCUAUAUUCAGUCUUCUUGUAUUUAUGGCGAAAAGCUUGGUUCCUGGCCUUGGUUUUACAAGAGGCUUUAGAUGCGUGAUUUCUAGUUUAACGGCAAAUAAAAUCAAAAGACUUGAAUUUACGAAAGGCGUGGUUUCUAGUUUCAUAGCAAUUAAAAGUAAAGGUGGAACUUCAAACAUGAGCCUAGAAGAGCUUUCACGAUCAGAAAUAUCCUCAAUUGUAGCUGAGAGCUGUGAUAAAAUUUUGACUAGUGACA
Molecule: messenger RNA, 1024 nt
Organism: Entrophospora candida
Lineage: Eukaryota; Fungi; Glomeromycota; Glomeromycetes; Entrophosporales; Entrophosporaceae
Source: the annotation of a GenBank genome assembly